CUUGAACAGACUUCGUCUUCACUCCCCACCUCGGAACGACCAGUGACACCCAGAUCCAUAGCUAUCCUAUGACGACGCUGUCCCAACGAUGAUGCCUGCUGGCUCUCCCUCUACACGUUCCCGCCAAACUGCCCCUCCUUGUGUGCUAAGAUACCCGUACACGCGACUGCGGGAAGCCACCUGAGAAGCCGACAACAUGUUCGAGAAAUCCUUGUACGACCUCAUUCGAGGCCUCCGAAACCACAAAGGCCGCGAGAAGGAAUAUAUCGCCGAGAGCAUAAAAGAAUGUCGCAAAGAGAUUCGGUCCAACGAUAUGGACCUCAAGGCCACGGCCCUCAUGAAGCUCACGUACCUUGAGAUGUUCGGGCACGACAUGUCGUGGGCGAGCUUCAAUGUCCUCGAAGUCAUGUCGAGCUCCAAAUUCAAGCAGAAGCGCACGGCAUACCUGGCUGCUGUCCAGAGCUUCCGCCGGGAUACAGAAGUUCUGGUGCUGGCGGAGAAUCAGCUCAAGAAAGACAUUACGAGUUCAAGUCCACAGUACAUUGCGCUCCCACUAGGCGCUAUUCCGCACGUCAUCAAUCCCAGCAUGGCCAACUCACUCCUGUCAGAUCUGAUACCGAGAUUGACGCACUCGCACGCCAUGGUCCGAAAGAAGACAGUCGUCACACUCUAUAGACUGGCGCUGGUAUACCCGGAGACGCUGCGACCCGCAUGGCCCAAGAUCAAGGAGCGCUUGCUGGAUGAUGAUGAGGAUCCAACCGUCACAGCCGCCAUUGUCAACGUUGUCUGCGAGCUAGGAUGGAGACGCCCGCAGGAUUUCCUGCCUCUAGCACCCAGAUUGUUUGAUCUCUUGGUGCAGGGAAAUAACAACUGGAUGGCUAUCAAGUUAAUCAAGCUUUUUGCGACCCUGACCCCUCUUGAACCUCGGUUGAUCAAGAAGCUACUUCCGCCAUUGACGAAGAUUAUCCGAGAGACAUCCGCUAUGUCGUUACUGUACGAAUGUAUCAGUGGCAUUAUCCAGGGUGGUAUCUUGGAAGCGGCUGAGGGUACCACUGAGGGCGAGGAAGUAGCAAAGCUCUGUGUUGGCAAACUACGAGGAAUGAUGGUGAUAGAAGGCGAUGCAAACCUAAAAUAUGUCGCAUUGCUCGCUUUCGACAAGAUCGUCAAGCUGCACCCAUACCUAGUUUCUCAGCAGCAAGAUGUCAUCUUGAACUGUAUCGACGAUCUAGAUAUAUCAAUACGAAUGCGCGCUCUGGACCUCGUAGUUGGCAUGGUCAACGCGGACAACCUCACUGCCAUUGUUGGACGGCUAAUGCGACAGCUUCGAAAUGCACCAAUCGCUACAGCAGCGAAUGAUGCAGGUAUCGACCGCGCUCGGAUGACUACAGUCACACCAUACGCCGACGAAGACGACUCUGAUGCCGAGGAGACGCUUCGACAUCAGGACGAAAAAUCCGAUCAGCCACCGCCUCUCCCUGAUGAUUAUCGAGUCAAUGUCAUUAAGCGAAUACUAGACAUGUGUUCGCGCGAUACCUACAGCAACAUUACUGACUUUGAAUGGUACAUUGAUGUACUUGUGCAGCUGGUUCGGGUUUCGCCAGCAACCAAAGCAUCUGCUGUGGAAGAGAAGGACGAUCUAGAACAAGUAGAUGACAUUGGUGGUAGCAUUGGGCAAGAGCUGCGGAACGUUGCUAUUCGAGUAAAAAGUGUUCGAUCAGAAGCUAUAGACGCCGCACAGUCCCUCGUACUCGUCGACCGAAGAGACCAAAUGUUCCCGGCCUCCGGAAACGGCGGUCAGGGCGUACUCGAGUGCGCCGGCUGGCUUGUCGGAGAGUACGCAAGUUACCUCACUCGACCGGAACCCGUCAUGACAUCGCUCCUACACCCUGCAUCCCUCCAACUUCCAUCACGGACCCUCGCCGUAUACCUACAAGCCGUCCCCAAGGUCUUCUCUAGCAUGGCGGGGAAUGACCAAAUGUCGUGGACUCCAGAACGGAAAACUCUUAUGUCUCUUCUCAUGGCUCGAAUCAUCCACUUCUUAGAGCCACUUUCCACCCACCCUAGUCUUGAAGUACAAGAACGUGCAGUGGAGUACCUAGAGCUUAUGAGGCUCGCUGCUGAAGCUGCCUCUGGUACUGCAACUGGCGUAGGCCAUGAGGAGUUUACUGACCCUCCACUGCUACUAACCCAAGCCAUACCUGCCCUGUUCUCUGGUGCUGAGUUGAACCCAGUUGCACCUGGCGCACAACGGAAGGUUCCUGUACCUGAAGAUCUAGACCUCGAUACACCGAUCAACGCGAACUUGCAGCAUCUGCUUUCGCAGGCCGAUAACGAAGGGUAUGAAACAGAAGAAGACGACGUGUAUGCGGCAUACGCAGAGCCUAUACCUGCUUACACGGAAGGGCCAGUGGUUGCCACUCCAGCAGCAGAUCGUCUCGACGUGCCGCAUAAGGAGCCCACCUCAUAUCAAAAUGCCGUGGAGGAGGAAUAUCUUGAUCCUGACAUCAUUGCGCGGAGGAAGGCAGAGCGCAGGGAACGCCACAGGGACGAUCCAUUCUACAUUGACCCCGAUGCGGACAGAAGCAGUGGAGCGGUCACACCGCUUAGUAGAAUUGUCCGCGACGGCAACCAGGAAAAUAACGACCUGGACAUCGAUUCGAUCCCUAUCAUGGAUCUCAAUCUAGAAAGCAAGGUGUCGUCAUCCGAGAACCUCCCUCGAUCACGAAGCCCCCGCAAGCCGAUACGGAGAGUGGAGAUCAUGGGCGAUGAAACAUUGGGCCCUUCUGCGCCAGAUUCUUCAAGAGAAGACAUCAUUCAACCGCGCCCGGGUAAAGCAAAGAAAUCGCUGCUUGAAGUAGACAGCUCGGGCCUCGGUUCACUUAGCUUGGACGACGAGGGCGUAUCUGGCCGCAAGCUUACGCAGCUCGAGAUCGAGAGGAAAGAACAGGAAGAAGCCGAGAUGAAGAAAGCACUGCAAGAUAUAGAAAGAUUAAGACUUGAGAUGCAACGCGCGAGCGAAAGAGUACACGUCAAGGAGGAAGUCGCAGUCAAGAAGAAGAAGAAGAGGAAGGUUCGGAAGGUUAUUGUGGAGGGAGAUGAGCCUGCAGAGACUCCACCGGCAGAAGUCGAGGGACAGCCCGAGGCAGAGGACAAUGCGCCAACGAAGAAGAAGAAAAAGAAGAAGGCUAGGCCUGAGGUGGAUGCGGAGAAGGGCGCAGACGCAGGUGCCGAAGGGGAGGUCAAGAAAAAGAAAAAGAAGAGACGGACAGUGGCAAUGGACGAAGGCGAAGGUGCACCCUCUGAAUAGUCUCUGGCUUUGUAGGCCGUCAGACCAAGUCGACCUCUGGACAGUUAAAUAAGUUCGGGGAUCGCAAUUUUGACAAAUGAGAUUCGAAUUGCAAUGGCAAAUA
Molecule: messenger RNA, 3410 nt
Organism: Cucurbitaria berberidis CBS 394.84
Lineage: Eukaryota; Fungi; Ascomycota; Dothideomycetes; Pleosporales; Cucurbitariaceae
Product: Adaptor protein complex AP-3 delta subunit
Exons: 4
Coding region: 197-3307 (1036 amino acids)
Biological process (GO): Golgi to vacuole transport; protein targeting to vacuole
Cellular component (GO): AP-3 adaptor complex; endosome membrane; membrane coat
Source: RefSeq, a predicted model, not a curated record